This is a messenger RNA of Hydra vulgaris (swiftwater hydra), 2298 nucleotides long. Its product is annotated as coadhesin. NCBI's taxonomy places the organism in Eukaryota, Metazoa, Cnidaria, Hydrozoa, Anthoathecata, Hydridae. The record is from RefSeq and is a predicted model, not a curated record.
UUUGAGGUCAGCAAAAAAUGUCUGAAUUCAUUUCUAUGUUUUAUGGUCAAAUCUUAUAACCUUAUAAACCAUAUAAGUUAUUCAAAAGUGUGCAGCAUGAUUAUGGCAUACAUUGCUUAUAGUAUACAUUAUUUUUAAAGAGUAUAAGAGGCAGUAUCCAAAACCUUUGGUAUAUACUGAUAGCUAGAUUACAAAUGAUGCUGAGUCACAAAUAUUUACACACUCAAACUUGCAUUGAUGCGAUAGAGAAAGUAUUUUUCUAACAUGUUUAACUAAUGAUAAUAUUUAAACUUACAGAUAUGGUUUUACUGAUUAAGUAUAAAAGUUAUUUUUUAAGUCAUAUAAGUUGUUUUCUUAGCUUUAAAAUCUUUUUAAACACAGGUAGGAAGUAUCAUUUUAUUAAGUGUAGCAAUUUUAAUCUAUUAAAAGUACAUCGUUAGAAUAAAAUUCAUAAUAUUUUUUGAGUUUCUAUAGUUUAUCAUUUAUAUUAAAACACAUUUAUAUUAAAACACAUUACAACAUUUUGGUUUAAGUUAUUUAAUUUACAAGUUGUUAUAGUAACUAUUUAAAUAACUUGAUGCGUUGGAAAUAAGGUUGAUGCGCAGAAAAACAAGUUAAGUACUGUAAUCAAUGUUUGUAAGGUGUGCUUUCUACCACUACACCACUACUGCAUGUAAACUUGAAAUUAUCAAAUUUUUUAUUUAAAGUAUAUUAGUAAAAAUAUCUUCAGCUUAAAAAAUAUUGUUAUUUUUUGAGUGAAGAAAUUAAAUCAUUAAUAAAUUAUCAUUUUUUACAGCAUAUUUUUAGCUUUAUGUUAUAUAGUUUACUCUAGUAUUUUAACUAUUUCUACCCUAAAAACUCUGGUUAAUUGACUCAAAAAAGUCCAAUGAGUCCCUAUUUUUCGACCCCAUAAUCUGUAGUUCCAGAGUCCCUAAAAAUCAUUAGGACUUGACAUCUCAAUAUUAAAGAUAAGAAUGCUGAGAUCACAUUUAAUGUUUGUGGUUGCAUGACACUUGUGACACACUAUGAGUAUUUCAUGUCAUAAGUGUUUUCCAAAGAAGUUAUGUGGUAGUGGUGUAGUGGUAGAGCGCUCGCUUCAUAAGCAAGAGACAAAAAAAAAGUUUGUGUGUUUAUUUGGUUACCUACAUGAUGAAUUAUUACCCAUUGGGCAGGUGCGUUUUUUAAAUGUUUUUUUAAACAUUUUUAUUAGAUUUAAACUUAAAAAACGUCCUAAGAACAUUUAGAAAGCGUACCAUGCCCACUAGGUAUUUUUAUUAUUAGUGCACAUGAACUAAGUAUAUGACUAAUUGGGUGCACAGUGAAGUUAGCUGGAAGCAUUAAACUAUCCCAAGCAAACAUUAAGAUCUGAUUAUGCUUUUGUCAGCAUAUAACCUAAUAUUGUUAUUAAUAUUCUUUGAUUAUUCAAUUUUAUAGAUUUUGAUUCAUAUUUAUUAAAGCAAUGUAUAUUAUUAAAAGAAUUUUUUUUAAAGUUUAAAUUUUUUUGUUAGGUGUUUGGAUGCAAUGGAGUGAUUGGUCUAAAUGCAUACAAUCAUGUGGCACUAGUAAGAUGAACCGAUCACGUGUUUGUAAUACCAAGAAUAAUUUUUAUAAUUGUUCUGGAAAUAGCACUGAAAUGUCAACUUGUUUUAGCAAUGAAACUUGUGUGUCUUUUUGGGCACAAUGGAGUAAUUGGUCUGAAUGCACACCAUCGUGUGGCCAAAGUUUAAUGAUAAGGGGGCGUGUCUGUAAUGGUACAAAUUGUUUGGGCAACAGUACUGAAAAAUCUACUUGUUUCAGCAAUAUAACUUGUAUAGUUUUUUGGGCACAAUGGAGUAAAUGGUCUGAAUGCACACCAUCGUGUGGCAAAAGUGAAAUGAUACGAUGGGUGUUUGCAAUGGUACAAAUUGUUUGGGCAACAGUACUGAAAAAUCUACUUGUUUCAGCAAUAUAACUUGUGUGGAAGAAUGGUCAAUGUGGAGUGAUUGUUCCGCAACAUGUGGAGAAGGCAAUAAAACUAGUUAUGAAUUAAAAGCAACUGUUGCUAAAACAAGAGUGGAAUAUUGCAAUUUAUUUAAUUGCCCUGUGGAUGGAAUGUGGAGUAUUUGGUCCAACUCUGGGUGUUCAACAACUUGUGGUGAUGGAGUGAUAGUAUACAGUAGAGUUUGUGACAAUCCUAUUCCUGCAUAUUACGGUGAUGAUUGCAUGGGUAUCAGCAAUUAUACUGAAGAUUGUGAAAAUAAUAUAAAUUGUCUAGGCGUCAAUUUUUAUUAUUUAUACAUAUAGUAUUUAUAUAUAUAG